AGCAGUGUUCUGAUCUAUGUCAUGCGUCGAGAACUCCGAGCCUCGGACCAGCCCAUCUUCCAUCACCUUGCGAGCACGAGCAGCCACGGAUUCUCCCAUCUCCUUCCCGUAUACGUUUUCCACGCUAAGCAAAUCGACAUAUCAGGAUUCGUCUCCCAAGGGAGCAUGAAUCCGUACCCACCCGCGAGAAGCCGGCUCGGGAACUAUCCAAGAUGCGGUCCGCACCGGGCAAGGUUUCUAGGCGAGUCCGUCGUGGAGCUCCAGCAAUCUCUCGAGUCCCUUGGCUCCGGCCUGGUCAUACGCGUGGGUAUGAUUGACGACGUUGUCCGGAGCUUAGCAGAAGGCUUGACGACGAACGGGUACAAAGUGGCGGCGAUCUGGAUGACGAGUCACGAGGGCACCGAGGAGAAACAUGAUGAAAAGACGGUGGCCGACCUGUGCGGUGAUCUGGGCGCUGGGUUCAGGCUGUGGGAGGACGAGAAGUACUUGAUUGACGACCGGGAUGUCGGCCUGGAGGACAUACAAGCACUGCCCGACAUCUUCACAACAUACUACAAGUCUAAGGCUCCUCUCCGCGAAAAUCCGAGGGCGGUCUUACCGACGCCGGUCAAGGGGUCUUUGCCGCCGAUGCCGGAUGCCGUUCCAGCUCAGACCGCACCGUUCACGAUCCCCGCCAGCGGCGAAGAACUGAUAGCGAGGUUGGUUGAGCCGGUUAAACAGUUCCUGCCGCCUAUUCCCACUUGCAGCUUCCCAGAGAAUGUUGAGUCGGCUCAUCCCUUUCGAGGUGGCGAAGCGGCGGCGCAGGCGCGAAUAAAACAGUUUCUUCGUUCGGGUUUCCUCGCAAACUACAAGAAUGCGCGCCGUGGACUCGCCAAAGACGAGUCCAGCACCAAGUUGUCGGCGUACCUAGCCCAGGGGUGCAUAACUGCCAGGCAGGUCCAUCGAUUCCUUGUCGGGUAUGAGAACGGCACCGAGGUCACUCUUCAGGAUGUCGAUGGAUAUGGCCGGGGCGAGCAUGAAGGCACCGAAGCCCUUCGAGCGGGGCUUUUAUGGCGAGACUAUAUGCGGCUGUGCCAUCAGAAGUUCAAGAGCAAAUUCUUUUGCGUCGAAGGAUUUAGGGGAGACGGACACGGCGAUGGAGACGGUGAGGCAGGGGAGCAAAAAAAGAUGAAGUGGAAAUCUGCCGCUGAGGAUAUGGCACUGCCAGACCACAAGCCAAGCACCAGAACUACCGCCGAGAUAUUGGAGCGAUUCAACGCGGGAACGACGGGCAUAGGCCUUAUCGAUGCCUCGCAGCGCGAGUUGCUGCACACAGGCUACACAUCCAACCGCGCGCGGCAGAAUGUAGCCAGCUUUCUAUCCAGGCACUUGGGAAUCGACUGGCGCUAUGGUGCUGAGUGGUAUGAGAUGUUGCUCGUCGACUACGACGUGUCGUCCAACUGGGCCAACUGGCAGUACAUGGCGGGCGUCGGCAACGACCCUCGCAGCGGCCUUCGCAUUUUCAAUCCGGUCAAGCAGGCCCUCGAGUAUGACAAGGAUGGCCAGUACAUAAAGUCCUGGGUGCCAGAGCUGAGAGGGCUGGGAAAACUGGAGAACGUCUUCCAGGCUUGGACGGCCUCGGCCGAAGACGUUGAAGCUGCCGGGCUGGGCGGUAACAUCAUGGUCACCGACCCUGUCAAACGCAUCGCCUUUACCAUCGAGGACAGACCCCGGACACGCAAGCGCAGUGGCCAUGCCCGCAGGGGA
Messenger RNA from Canariomyces notabilis, 1746 nucleotides. Its product is annotated as cryptochrome. The annotation marks the transcript as partial. Lineage: Eukaryota; Fungi; Ascomycota; Sordariomycetes; Sordariales; Chaetomiaceae. Gene Ontology annotation, molecular function: damaged DNA binding; deoxyribodipyrimidine photo-lyase activity; FAD binding. The record is from RefSeq and is a predicted model, not a curated record. Gene Ontology annotation, biological process: photoreactive repair. The transcript is spliced from 2 exons.